AUGUUCAAAGAAAACACAUUUCACGCGGGAUCAGUGUUUGAGACGUGUGAUGUUGACGAUCCAGAUGAACCUGAUUUUGUUGUAAAUAAGUCUCAUGAAACACAGACCACGUUAAAUUUUGUUGCUGUUGAAACGAGUCCACGUUCGGGCAUCGAGGAAGAUUCAUUUGGUUCAUUCAGCGGAUCCCGUGCAUCAACACCUACAGCUACAUCCACAAGUGUUUCAUCAAAUACACAGUCUAUGUGCUUAAGGCAAAAAACCAUGUUCGAGUCGUUUUUGGACAUAAAAUCAUAUGACAGAUUUGGACAUAAGACACGCUCGAUAACUAAUGCGCUGACAUACAUGAUAGCAAAAGACAAUAUGCCAUUAUCAACCACCGAAAAAGAAGGAUUUAAAUAUUUUAUGCGAAAAGCAGAGCCCAUGUAUAAACUUCCUUCCAGGAAUACAACAACUAACUUAAUUAAAAGUAAAUAUGAAGUGUUAUCAAAUUUAAUUAAAUCCAAAAUCAGUGUGAUUGAUUAUUUAACAUUAACAUCAGACAUCUGGACUGAUACAAUCAACACAAAAAGUUUUCUGGGCAUUACUGUUCAUUAUUUUGAUUCAUCUAAAGUUGCCCUAGACAGUAUCACAAUAGGCGUACUAGAACUUUCUACCAACCAUCCCUCUGAAAAUAUUUCAAUUUGGUUUGAACAACUUCUUGCAGACUGGGGUAUAAAUAAAACUCAGGUUUUCACAGUAGUAACUGAUAAUGGGUCAAAUAUUUUGGGUGCAGUUAAAAAAACGUUUACUCCAGAAAAGCAUUUUCCGUGUUUUGCACACACGUUAAAUUUAGUGUCUGGACGAACGUUGGGAAAUCUUGCUGAUGUACAACAAGUUAUCAACAAAAUAAAGUUUGUUGUUACUUAUUUUAAACAUUCAGUAGUUGCUUGUGAUGAACUUAAGAAAUUGUGUAAUCUUAAGCUGAAGCAGUCCGUACCAACACGUUGGAAUUCUAUAUACUAUAUGAUUGAUAGAUUUAUUUCGUGUUCAAAUCAUAUAGCCUCUGUUUUAAUAAAUAUACGUGGGGGCCCUAUAAUGUUAACUGCAGAAGAAAUUGAUUUAGCAAAAGAAAUUGUAUUAGUGUUAAGGCCAAUGAAAGUGGCAACAAAAGAGCUGUGUGGCCAGAAAUAUGUAACAUGCAGCAAGGUAAUACCUUUAAUAAAUUGUCUUAUAAAAAAAACUGAAGGUAUUUUUCUUUUAAAUCCAAUCGCUUUAUCUUUAAAAAAUGGCCAUGUUAGAGAAUCUAGAUAUUAG
This is a messenger RNA of Myzus persicae (green peach aphid), 1293 nucleotides long. Its product is annotated as zinc finger BED domain-containing protein 1-like. Bases 1 to 1293 code for a protein of 430 amino acids. The record is from RefSeq and is a predicted model, not a curated record. The transcript is spliced from 4 exons. NCBI's taxonomy places the organism in Eukaryota, Metazoa, Arthropoda, Insecta, Hemiptera, Aphididae.